CAUUGAGGAGAGCGACAGACCAUCCGGUUGGUGUCCGGACUCGCACUCUAUGGUUGUCCGCGCUCUGCGCUUCCUCUCUAGCCGCCAGUGCUCUAUGCUCCGCGGUCGCGGGCUGCCAGCCUCCAGCCGGCCAGCCGCGAGGGGUGCGCAGAGGGAGGCGGGGCGGAAAGGCGAGAGGUGUCUCCUCCACCGGAGCCACGGGAGACCCGAGCAAGCUCCGUGACAGCACGUCGGCCGCCAUGUCGCCGAGUGGGGCUGGAAACAGACUCGGCGCCCAGCGGUAGCCCUCCUUGCGCCUCCGAUUCCCAGGUGAGGAGAGGAGGAGCGGGAUGCAGGGGGAUCCGACGGCUCCUGGACGGGAUGGAGAGCCUUUCGGAAGCCCCUCGCUCCUCCCCCUGCGCUGUCCUCCUCCAGCCGCGCUGCCUCUGCCUUCCCGACAUGGAAGGUCUUUAAUAUAACUCUAAAUGGUUCAGCAGAGGAUGCUCUAAUGGAUGACAGCGAUACUCCUACAUAUAAUCUGCAAAUAGAACCACAAGAUGGAUGUCAUCCUGGUGACAGCGUGGAAAGGAGUGUGACCUGCCUGCCUUCUGCAUCAGAUGAAAAUGAAAAUCAGCUUGAUGGGGACAGGCCUGAGCAUCUGACCAGCAGUGACAGUGCAAUGGGAAAGCCCCGAGUGUCUGAGCAGGACAGUCUCAAUAAUAAUGAAAGCUGCAUGUUGAGCUGCGAGGUGGCUGCAGGUGAGAACUCAGAAAACACCCUUUGUGAAGGCUCCAGAGAUGAACAGGCCUUCUUGGGAAAGGACAAAAAAAGACCUGGAAAAAGAAGUCCAAGAAGCAAAAAAGGGACUGCUAAGAAGACACCACCAGGACUGUUUUCAGGAGAUAUUGCACCUUCAAUGCAAGAAAAAAUACUAAGUGCAGUCACACAUGCUGUUGGUGAUGAAGAAGCUGCUGAAGUCAAUGCUAAUGAGCAGCCAGAGGCUCCGAAGCUUGUUCUGCAGUCUCUGUUUUCACUUAUACGAGGUGAAGUUGAGCAGUUGGAUUCAAGAGCACUUCCCCUUUGCCUUCAUCAGAUAGCAGAGUCCUAUUUCCAGGAGGAGGACUAUGAGAAAGCAAUGAAAUUCAUUCAGCUAGAACGAUUGUAUCAUGAGCAAUUGCUUGCAAAUCUUUCUGCCAUUCAAGAACAGUGGGAAACAAAAUGGAAAACUGUGCAACCACAGACAGUCACGCCUCUAAGGAAUUCAGAAAAGGGAUUUAAUGGUGAAGAUUUUGAACGGCUUACUAAAAUUUGUGCAACACAUCAAGAUCCUCUUUUAUCCAAACAUAAGAUAGCAGCUGUGGAGAAGUCCCAGGAAAGGAAAUGCUCUACGCAGUUAUUAGUGUCUGAAGAUCCAAAGGACAGAGGAGCUGCCGCCAAAGAGUCAGAGAAUAAAACUUGUCUCGGCACAGAGCCAAAUAAGGACAGCCAACGUACAGAGGAGCCCCUGGGGAGCAGUCCCCGCUGUCAUCAGAUGGACCGGCAGGCGGAUGCCCCAAGCCUUUCAGUAACUGCAGGAAAGGACCACAGGGAGGAGCUGCUCUGCCGCACUGAAGCCACGUUACCGCUCCACACCCAGUCCUCCGAGACAGCAGGGAGCCCGUCUGGGCCAGACUCUUCUGAGGAUGCUUGUGAGGAUGACAGUUGCUUGCAGCUGGCUCAGACAGAGGCCUGCCAGGAUGUGGCCAGAAUAGAGGGCAUUGCUGAAGACCCUGCGGUGUUUCCUUCCAGCCAGUCAGCGACAGAGACACUGAUUUUACCAGGCUGUGACCGUAUACCUCCUGCAUUGAUUUCUGAGGGUAAAUAUUCACAGGCUCAGAGAAGAGAACUCCGUUUGCCACUUCGGGAUGCUUCUGAGGCGUUGCCCACAGACCAACUUGCGAACAAUGAAUUAAAUGAGCUGCAGCAGCCUGAUCUUACGGACAGUGAUGGAAAAUCACCACAGGCGCAGGCUGACUCAGACGGCUCUGAGAAUGUGCUGUGUGGAAAUAAUCAAAUACCUGACCUAGGCACACUGCUUCCAGAGGUGUGUAUGGCCCCAGAGGAAAAGGGAGAGAAGGAUGAGCAACUCAACAGAGAAACAGAAGACUAUUUGAACAGCCUUUUAGAAGGAUGUUUAAAAGAUACUGAAGAUUCCCUUUCCUAUGAAGAUAACCAAGACGACGACUCUGAUCUCCUUCAAGAUCUCUCUCCUGAAGAAGCAUCCUAUAGUCUGCAGGAGAAUCUGCCUUCUGAUGAGAGCUGUCUUUCUCUUGAUGAUCUUGCCAAAAGGAUAGAGAUUGCAGAGGUUGUUCCUACUGAAGGACUGGUCUCAAUAUUAAAGAAGAGGAAUGAUACUGUAGGAGAUCAUCCUGCCCAAAUGCAACACAAACCAUCUAAGCGAAGAGUGAGAUUCCAAGAAAUAGACGAUAACUUGGAUCAAGAUGAAGUUGGAGGUGGCUCCUGUAUUUUGCUGAUCUUGCUGUGCAUAGCAACGGUUUUCCUUAGUGUUGGAGGAACUGCAUUAUACUGCACUUUUGGUGACAUGGAGUCACCUGUUUGUACAGACUUUGCAGACAACAUGGACUUCUAUUACACUAAGUUACUGCAGGGAAUGGCAGAACUGAAGCACUGGAUCUACCUCUCCUAGCAGCAUUCCAGAGACAGGCGUGCUGGCAGUGAGAAUGAAAGACGUGAAACUUUCUAAACAGUUUUUAUUUCGGGAAUUGUGUAACAUUCCCCCUUCCCCUCUGUUAGGAACCAAGGACAUCAGAAAUAGCAACUUCAAGUGGCAAUCCAGAGGAACUCUGUUAGAAUAACCCACACAGUGAGGCAAAUAUCGAUCUAAGCAUUGUGGAUGGAAGGAGUGAUCUUUGAGGAACAUACCCAAUCCUCACUGCCUCCUAAUGCAGUGAGUUACACUGAGCAGAAUCAAACAGGGUAGUCUUGGAACCACACUCUUUUUAGCUACUUCUCAAGCUAAUGGUUAAAGAACACUUCUGGCUUACACUUGUUGGUUCAUAGAAAUUGCUUUCAGCCAUCACGCAAUAAGUUUGUGUGUAAUCAAAAGGAGUUACCUUAUGGUUUCAGUGUCGUUUUUUAGUUAACCUUGGGAGCUGUGUAACUUAGGCUUUGCGCAUUAUUUCUGUUCUGUUCUCCACUUGCGAAACGAUUGGGUGUGUGUUCGCGUGUGUGUGCGCGGGUGCAUGUGCUUCCGGCAGUUACCAUAAGCAAAUACCCAGCACCUCAAAGAUGAUCUUUCUUCUUUUCACUUGAUGAGGUGCAGGCACAGAUCUUUGGAGAAGGCUUCACUGUGGAAUAGAUGAAUUUGAGACCUCUUGACCCUGAAACGAGAAACUGUGACAGAUCUGUGUCAAUUAACUUGAUUAGCCACAAAUUCAUCACAGGCCUAGAGACAAAAGGAAAAGCUCCCCUGAAUCUCUGUCAACAGUUCUGUCACGGAUGCAAAGCUUCCUGAAAUCACGAAUGCUGGACUCAGUUCAGCAAACGCUUACACUUAUUAUGUUCUGAGAUUCUGAGAACUAGAAUGCAAACUUAAGUAAGAUACAGUUCCUGCUGUAGAUGUUUUAAUCCUGGUCGUAUGUAAAAUAAACCAGUACUUUGGUGAGUGAAAUCACCACAUAGAAUUCAGUACUAACAGAUCAUGCGUUCAGAUGCUUGAAUGUACGUUCUUGUUGUGGGCUUGAUUUAGAUCCUAUUGUGGGGCCAUUACACGAAAAUUCAAUCAUACCUUCCAUAGACAGAUGUCUGGUUUUGUUUAAAUCUGUGCUUUAGGCGGCCUUUCCUUAUCUAAGGUAUAGUGGCCUAACAUUUAGGAAGCCUUGCUUUGACUUUAUCAGGCAGCAUUUAAGAAAAAAAAAACAAAAAAAAAACAAACCAAACAUGAAUUAUAGUUUUUUAGCAAGUGAUCAUUAUUUCCUGUUUUCUGUUAGGAUCAUUUGAAAGAAAAAGGGAGAACUUACUUUCUAGUUGUUACUGGCUGGCACAGUACCUCCCUUUGUGUUUCUGCUUGUUUAUUUAGAUUACGUGAAUCUUCAAGGGCUUUUUAUGUAAGUUGAAAGUGUUACUGCGCAUGCAUUUGGUUAUUCCAAUGCUAGAUAUUGAAUUACUGUGUGCUUAGUGUUUUGAUUUUCUGUAAUUUCAGUUCAGCGUGUUUUUACACUUGUAUUUUAAAUUGAUGUUUCAUUUUCACUUAUAAUACUGUUUGACUUGUCUCUAUCAUGUCACCAUAAACUGUAAUAUUUUCAAGGGUUAUAGAUCAAAGCUAUUUAUUUAGAAAUGUACAAGAUAAUGAAAUUUAGAUUCCUUAUACUUAAGGCUGAUUUUAUUAGAAGAUUAUUUUAAUGUUCUAUUAUAAAUUUUAAGACUUUGUAUUCAAAUUGUAUGUAAAAUAUGUAAAAUGUUGACGGUACUAUAUUAAGUGGUUCCAUAAAAGCUGUUCACAAGUUCUACUGUGACGGACAUCCUCAUCAUAGACAAACCUCUUCUGUUUUAUCCUCAAUUUCUAGUUACAGAAAUUUGGUGAUGCUUAUUUUUGCCAAUUUUAUGUCAAAAUAAGUUAAAACUUCCCUCCUGUUCACCUCUUAGGUCGCUGGCCUCUGUGGCCUCUGGUGUAAUAUUUGCCCGUAGGCAGCCAGAGCCACUUCCUCCGAAACCCGAGAUCUCCUGGGGACCUUCACACCAAGAGGAACGCAUUGAGACAGUACCUUCCAGUCAGGGAGCCAGGGGUGUCUCAGAGAAACCAUGGGUGGCCUCACCCCUUCCCAGGGAGGGUGACGUGAGCUCAGGAGCAUAGCGAUGUUUUGACUUAAAAUAGGCAUGAAAUCGCAACUAGAAAAAUUAGGGCACUUUUUACAAAUGUAAUAGUCCAAGUAUUGCAUGACCUGGAGUAGCUCCACCUGGUGGUGAAAGGGUUGUUAUUUCGCACAAGAAACAUUCAUCCAGUUUUACUAAAAUGUAAUUUUUUCUGUCAUUUGAAAGUACUGACAACUAUUUGUAACUAAUCUUCCUUAAGAACUGUAUUUGAGGGUAUCAAAUCAAGCUUGUAAUUUAAAAUCUAUACCCACAACGUGUCUCAGAGAGUUUAUUGGAACCCUUGGGUGCUGAGAAAAAACUGCUUUAAGGUGACAGUAUGAUUUCAGAAGUGGGUCCGGCCCUGCGGGUAGAUGGUCAUCUACUCUGGGAAGACCGACAGGUCCUUUAGUACAGGCUCUUCUGCUUUAAAAUACCUCCCCCAUCUGCCUGACAGGAACUGAAAAUGGUUCAAAAAUUCAUUCUUUUAGAUUUAAAAAUAAAAAUCUUCUGGAGGACUUAAGA
Rhinopithecus roxellana (golden snub-nosed monkey) is the source of this 5352-nucleotide messenger RNA. It is a transcript of the gene CNST, whose product is annotated as consortin, connexin sorting protein. Gene Ontology annotation, cellular component: plasma membrane; transport vesicle; trans-Golgi network. Gene Ontology annotation, molecular function: connexin binding. Gene Ontology annotation, biological process: positive regulation of Golgi to plasma membrane protein transport. Lineage: Eukaryota; Metazoa; Chordata; Mammalia; Primates; Cercopithecidae. Bases 488 to 2665 code for a protein of 725 amino acids. The record is from RefSeq and is a predicted model, not a curated record. The transcript has 11 exons.